Molecule: messenger RNA, 690 nt
Organism: Plasmodium gallinaceum
Lineage: Eukaryota; Apicomplexa; Aconoidasida; Haemosporida; Plasmodiidae
Product: Plasmodium exported protein, unknown function
Exons: 2
Coding region: 1-690 (229 amino acids)
Source: RefSeq, a predicted model, not a curated record
AUGAAAAGUAACACUAUAUUUAAUAUUAUUAAAUUCCCAGGAUUCAGUAAUCAUGUAACUAAAAGUUAUUUGACAACAAAUAUAAAAAAUUCAAUGAUUUGCAAUAAAAAACAAAAAAUAAGCAUAUCUUGCUUUUCUAAAUUUUUUCUGUUUAUGCUCUUAAUUAUAAUAUUACAGGGUUUCAACAGUUAUAUAUAUAAGUUUGAGAAUUCUAAAAGAAAAUUUGUGGUACCAGCUCAUUUAAUAAACAUAAGAAUUUUGUCAGAAUCUAAUAAUGAAAAAUUAAAAACAGAACUAAAAUUAAAAUUAUUAGAUAGUGAUGAACAGAAAGGCAAAGAUAAAAAUCUUUUGAAAGAAAAUCUUAAUGAUAAUAAUUUAGAUUCAGGCACGAAUGUUUAUCCUGAAGGAAGUGAAGAUAUGCUAGAUAAUAAAAAUAAAAGUGAAAUUAAAAGAAAGAGUUUUAAUAAUGGAAAAAUUAAUAUGGCCCUUCGCAGUGUAUUGAUAGCUUCCCCUUUGCUGAUCUUAAUGGCAUUUUCUCCUUUCAAAAGUAGAACUUCAUUAUAUAUCAAGAAAAAUUUAUUUCUUGUAUAUUUAGCAUACACGGGAGGUAUAUUAUAUUCUAAUAUAAUUAGUUAUUUAAAAGAAGGAGAUAAAGAGACAAAUAAAAAAGAACAUAAAAAACCUAACUAA